GCCGAUCGGGCACGCGCGCGCGCGGUCACGCAGAGCGACAUCUGUUGAGCGCGCGAGCUCUGUCCAACCCUGCUCCACCCAACCGACAAGUGGCGGAAACCAUCGAACGCAGCCGAACCCAGCCGAACGUUUCAGAUCCGAAAAUAACGCAAGAACAGCGAGAGAUUUUCCAGAUAUUUGACAGUUUUAUUUCGAUCUACCUUCGUUAAGGCACACAGUAGUGAUGACUGCUCUUAGCAGCUGGGAGGUGUGCGUCAAGUACGCCCUCUUCAUCUUUAAUUUCGUCUUCUGGCUAGCAGGUACCGGGGUGCUGGCUGUGGGCCUUUGGCUGCGUUUUGACUCCAGGACCAAGGGACUGUUUCAAGGCGAUGACUCGCCUACAGUCUUCUUCACCGGCGUGUACAUCCUGGUUGCGGCGGGCGCUCUAAUGAUGAUCGUGGGCUUCCUGGGAUGCUGCGGCGCCAUUAAAGAGUCGCCGUGCAUGCUGGGAUUGUUCUUCCUCUUCCUGCUCCUCAUCUUCGCUGUGGAAGUGGCUGCUGGGAUCUGGGGUCUCUCCAACAAGGACAGGGUGGUGGACGACGUCACAGAGUUCUACAAGCAGACUUACGACAACUACAAAAACACCAGACAGGAAGCGCUGAAGGAGACGCUGCGUCUCAUCCACUAUGGACUCAACUGCUGCGGUCCCGCGGGGACGGUGUUUGAUGCCGCCAAAGAUAUCUGCCCCAAGCAGGAAGGACUGGAGAUCCUCGUCACCACGACCUGUCCAGCCGUCAUCGACCAGAUGUUCAACAACAAGCUGCACAUCAUCGGGGGGGUCGGCAUCGGUAUCGGUGUCAUCAUGAUCUUCGGCAUGAUCUUCAGCAUGAUGCUCUGCUGUGCCAUCAAGAGGUCCAGGGACUUCGUCUGAGCACACCGUCACAACCUCACCUUUUACACUUCCUAUUCGUUUAAUAGUCAUAACAGCCGUUUGGUAGCUUACUGUUCGGGUCCAUACAGGAUGACCACACCUGUGAGCGUAUGGAACCUCGACACGUUUCUUUUCCACUCACGAGUACAAAUGUAACCUCCCUUCAAAGUGAACUGAACUGUUUCCCAACAUGAAGAUUCAACGUCCAGCUCUUCAUCAGAGAUGUGUUGACUCUGCUGCCCUCUGGAGGACAUUACAGAUCACCACUCUUCACUUGUUGGGGAACAUCCGUUCAGUUUGAUGUUGUUCAUCAAGUUUUCGUCAGCCUGUGGUUGGUUUCUAUUCUAACAGGCUUUUUUUGCAGCUGACUAAAUUUUAGUGACUUUAUUUUUUUUGCUCGUUUCUGAAGUUAAAUGUUUUGAUUUGUUUUUUUUUAAAGCUGAACUGUGGAGUUUUAUGCAAAUAUUUUGAUUGACUGAAGUUCAGAUAUAUCUUUAAAAUGCCAAAUAAAUGAACUCAUGAAGAGUGCUUUGUGUUAAACUGAGACAUUGUAACAAUGGUUGUGACUGAUUUUAUUUAACCAAAUUAUUGAUGUUGUCCUUCAGCCAAAAUUAAACAGUUAAUUGUAAAGUU
Molecule: messenger RNA, 1543 nt
Organism: Anarrhichthys ocellatus (wolf-eel)
Lineage: Eukaryota; Metazoa; Chordata; Actinopteri; Perciformes; Anarhichadidae
Gene: cd9b
Product: CD9 molecule b
Exons: 8
Coding region: 224-910 (228 amino acids)
Cellular component (GO): plasma membrane
Source: RefSeq, a predicted model, not a curated record